AUGGGUGCCUCUACCAAGAAGCCGCAUGCACAAGGACAUGUUGGCGUAGCAGAACGAGUAUUAAAUAUGUGCUCUCCUUCGCCGAGACAAGCAAACGAUGAGGAUUCAGAAGAGGCGCCACUCCUUCGAAAGGAGGCCAGUAGUUCCGAGCACUCAUCUUAUUCGACUUCUGACUCAUGGAAAGCCAAAAGUCAGAAAGCAAAAUUGAGAUGGUUCGUUCAAAGUACUAUGGGGGUUGUGGGUGUUUUAUUGGUAACGAUUAUAAUUGUUACCGCUUCCCUCUUCUUCACCGUUCGUUCGCCUUCAAAGCAAAUCCUUCAGCAAAGCACAUGCGACUCCGCAGCAUGCGUUCAUGCCGCUUCCGAAAUUCUAAACAACCUUUCUCCCAGAUAUACAGAGCUUGAUGCGUGUUCGAAUUUCGAAGAACUGGUCUGUGGUGGGUGGAGAGAUCAUCAUGAUUUGAGACCUGACCAAGGUGAUGCCUUUACAGGAACAAUCAUGAGCGAGAAUUCACAAACUUUGUUGAGGCACAUACUUGAAGGAGAUUAUCCCAAAGAAUCUAAACACUCGAGCUUCUCUCCCGCCAUGUUAUCAUCAUCUCCCGCUUCCCUGGACGAAGAGAAUUUUGAUAAGCUCAAGGCAGGCUAUAAUGCAUGCAUGAAUGAAACCAAGAUUAAGACUGUCGGCAUCGCUCCUUUACAAGAAAUUACGCAGCAAGUAACAGAUAUGUUUUCGGUUAGAGACUAUAAGCACUUGCUCAUGAAGUCAGAGGACUAUAGCAGUCUUACAGAAACUAUUGAAUACAUGGCUAAAUUGGGAUCUUCGGCGCUUAUAUCAUCUGGUACCGGACCUGACGACAAAGACCCCGACACCGUCAUCGUUCAGGUAGCACCGCCUUACAGAAUCGGCCUCCCAUCGAAGGAGUAUUACGACAAUGAAAAGGUAGUAAACGACUAUACUCAGACUAUUGCGCAAGUCAUCCCCAAGUUUCUACCAGAGCAUCAAAACAGUAAGGGGCUUGAUCGUAACAACAUUGCUGCACAAGACAAAGCAACAGACCUUGCCCGUGAUGUAGUUGCUCUCGAGAAGAAACUAGCUGCUGCUUCUCCAAACAAUGAAGAUAGAGACGAUGUCACAAAAACCUACAACCCAAUGUCCCUCCAAGAGGCUGACAAACUGACUCCUCAAAUUCAUCUAUCCAAAAUAAUUCACAGUCUAAUUCCUGCGGAUGUUCAACUCGAUCGAUUGAUCAUUGCAUCGCCAAGUUACAUGCAAGCAUUAUCAGAAGUGCUAAAAACUACCCCAAAGGAAACGUUACAAACAUACUUCGUAUGGAAGCUUAUUCAGACAUUCUAUACAGAGAUUGAAGCAGAUGAAUUAAAGCCAUAUCGAAAAUUCAUCAAUGAGCUUCAAGGAAAGGAUGCGGAUUCUCAACCGGAACGAUGGAGAACUUGUGUAUCGCAUGUUGAUGAUGGACUCGGCUGGAUUUUGAGUCGAUUCUUCGUAGAGAAGGCCUUUUCGGCUGAUGCCAAGGACUUUGGGGAUCAAAUUGUCUCUGAUAUCAAAGAGAUGUUCAUUGAAAAACUCAAGGCAACUACAUGGAUGGAUGCUAGUGUCAUUGACUUGGGCAUUGAGAAAGUACACAAAAUCGUUCAGAAGAUCGGAUAUCCUACACAGAGCCCAGAUAUCAUGGAUCCCGAGAACCUUCACAGUUACUACCAAUCUGUUCAAGUAUCGGAUUCGGCUUAUUUCAAGAACUCCUUGAAUAUGAGACGAUUUGAUAUUGCUCGUGAAUGGUCAAGUCUGGGAAAGCCAGUCGAUAGAAAUGAAUGGGGUAUGACGGUACCAACAGUGAAUGCUUAUUAUAACCCGCCUGGAAACGAAAUUGUUUUCCCAGCCGGUAUCAUGCAAUUUCCAGUUUUCGACGUAGCCGUUCCUCAGUAUCUUAGUUACGGUGCUUUCGGAGCUGUUUCUGGACACGAAUUAUCUCAUGCAUUUGAUUCUACAGGUCGUCAUUAUGAUCAAAAUGGCAACUACACGGAUUGGUGGACACCAUCUACUGUAGCUGCAUUCAAAGAGCGUGCUCAAUGUUUCAUUGAUCAAUAUGGCAACUACAGUAUUCCCGGCCCAGACGACAAACCUCUUUACGUCAAUGGCAAGCUCACCUUGGGAGAGAAUAUCGCAGAUGCUGGAGGACUUUCUGCUUCUUUCGCUGCAUGGAAGAAACGUCAAGGGGAGAGUAAUGAGAAGAAUCAAAAUCUUCCAGGAUUAUCAGAACAUUUCUCACAAGAUCAAUUGUUCUUUGUUAGUUAUGCUAACUGGUGGUGUGGAAAGACGACGAAGGAAACGGCAAUUAAUAGACUCUAUACCGAUCCGCAUGCACCAAAGUGGGCAAGGGUAUUGGGUACCAUGGCUAAUAGUCGAGAAUUCAAGGAGGCUUUUAGUUGUAAGGAGAAGGAACCAGUUUGUGAGUUGUGGUAG
This is a messenger RNA of Botrytis fragariae, 2481 nucleotides long. RefSeq names its product putative endothelin-converting enzyme protein. Gene Ontology annotation, biological process: protein processing. The record is from RefSeq and is a predicted model, not a curated record. Gene Ontology annotation, molecular function: metalloendopeptidase activity. NCBI's taxonomy places the organism in Eukaryota, Fungi, Ascomycota, Leotiomycetes, Helotiales, Sclerotiniaceae. Gene Ontology annotation, cellular component: plasma membrane. The transcript is spliced from 4 exons. Bases 1 to 2481 code for a protein of 826 amino acids.